AACAAGCCUUUUCAUCCCAAAAUGUCUGCUAUUGCAAUUCUAGGAUUACUAGUUGUUACCAGCAGCAUUGAGAUAGCAGGGGCUCAAUCAAUAGGUGUUUGCUAUGGAAUGCUAGGCAACAACUUGCCUUCACAUGAGGAAGUUAUACAAGUCUACAAGUCAAGAAACAUAACAAGAAUGAGGCUUUAUGAGCCAAAUCAUGGAGCUUUACAAGCCUUAAGAGGCUCCAACAUUGAAGUUAUGUUAGGACUUCCCAAUUCAGAUGUCAAGCAUAUUGCUUCUGGCACUGAACGUGCGAUUUGGUGGGUACAGAAAAAUGUAAGAGAUUUCUGGCCAGAUGUUAAAAUUAAGUACAUUGUUGUUGGGAAUGAAAUUAGCCCUGUCACUGGCACAUCUUAUCUCACCUCAUAUCUUGUUCCUGCCAUAAAUAAUAUUUAUAAUGCAAUUAAUUUCGCUGGUUUGGGAUACGACAUCAAGGUCUCAACUUCUGUAGACAUGACCUUGAUUGGAAACUCUUAUCCACCAUCACAUGGCUCGUUUAGGAGCGAUGCUAGGCCGUUCGUUGAUCGGGUUGUUGAGUUUUUUGAAUUCACACGUGCACCUUUGCUCCUUAACAUUUACCCUUAUUUUAGCUAUUCUGGUAAUCCUGGCCAGAUUUCUCUCCCUUAUGCUCUGUUUACUGCACCUAAUAUGGUGGUACAAGAUGGUUCGCGUCAAUAUAGAAACUUAUUUGAUGCAAUGUUGGAUUCUGUGUAUGCUGCCCUCGAUAAAGUACCAGGAGGAAGAUAUGUAGACAUUGUUGUGUCAGAGAGCGGCUGGCCAUCAGCUGGUGGAUUUGCAGCCACAACAGAUAAUGCAGCAACUUACUAUAAGAACUUAAUUCAACAUGUUAGAGAGGGUACUCCAAGAAAGCCUGGACCCAUUGAGACCUAUUUAUUUGCCAUGUUUGAUGAGAAUAACAAGAACCCUGAACUAGAGAAACAUUUUGGGCUGUUUUACCCCAACAAGCAGCCCAAGUAUCCACUCAACUUUGGGGUUUCUGAUGGAGUUUGGGACGUUUCUGCUAAAACUAAUGACACUGCAUAUCUCAGAAGUGAAAUGUGA
This is a messenger RNA of Nicotiana attenuata, 1104 nucleotides long. RefSeq names its product glucan endo-1,3-beta-glucosidase, basic vacuolar-like. Gene Ontology annotation, cellular component: plasma membrane. Lineage: Eukaryota; Viridiplantae; Streptophyta; Magnoliopsida; Solanales; Solanaceae. Gene Ontology annotation, molecular function: hydrolase activity, hydrolyzing O-glycosyl compounds. Gene Ontology annotation, biological process: carbohydrate metabolic process. The transcript has 2 exons. The coding region runs from base 22 to 1104 and encodes 360 amino acids. The record is from RefSeq and is a predicted model, not a curated record.